AUAAAUAAAGCUUAUUAUUAUUAUUAUUAUUAUUAUUAUUAUUAUUAUUAUUAUUAUUGAAAGGGAAAAAACAACAACGCAUUUGACACCGGUCGUGGGCGACGAAAAGACCCUCCGCAGAAAAGUGAGUUGAGGAGUUCCAGAGAUAAGCGCGCAGCCUGGCGCUUUCGCUGCUCUUUCUUCGCUACUCUUUCGCGCUCGUUCGGCUGGCUGGGAGAAGAGGGCAGCAGCUCCAGAGCGAUGGCUGACUCUGCUGUAGACGCCCCCAUCCCGGAGCCUGUGCUGGAGGAGGAUGGGCUCCUCAGCACCCUGGACCUGGUCCUGUUCUCUAUCAUCGCUGCCGCCCUCAUCUACUGGCUCACCUUCCGCAAGAAGCCUGAGGAGAUCCCAGAAUUCAAGAAACUCACCACACCAGUCCAAACCACCCAAGAAAAGAGCUUCAUCGAAAAGAUGAAGAAAACUUCUGGUUCUCUGCAGGGCAGGAACAUUGUGGUGUUCUACGGCUCUCAGACGGGCACUGCUGAGGAGUUCUCUAACCGCCUGGCCAAAGAUGCUCAGCGCUAUGGCAUGAAGGGGAUGGCUGCAGAUCCAGAGGAGUACCACAUGUCGGAGCUCUCCCGCCUGACAGAGAUCGAUAACUCCAUCGCCAUCUUCUGCAUGGCCACGUAUGGCGAGGGAGACCCCACGGACAACGCCCAGGACUUCCACGAGUGGCUACAGGAGGGCGACGCCGAUCUGGAGGGCGUCAAUUUCACCGUGUUUGCCUUGGGGAAUAAAACGUACGAGCACUUCAACGCCAUGGGGAAGUAUGUGGAUAAACGAUUGGAGGAGCUCGGGGCCAAGAGGAUCUUUGACUUGGGGAUGGGAGACGACGACGCCAACUUAGAGGAAGACUUUGUGUCCUGGAGGGAGCAGUUCUGGCCCGCUGUGUGUGAGCACUUCGGCGUGGAGGCGACAGGAGAAGAGUCCAGCAUCCGGCAGUACAGACUGGAGGUGCACUCCGACAUCAACAUGAACAAGGUUUACACCGGAGAGGUCAGCCGCCUGAAGAGCUAUGACACACAGAGAGCGCCCUUCGAUACAAAAAACCCCUUCCUGGCUCCGGUCACGGUCAACCGCCAACUGCAGAAGGGCGGCAGCCGCCAUCUCAUGCACCUGGAGCUGGACAUCACCGGCUCAAAGAUCAGGUACGAGGCGGGAGACCAUGUUGCUGUGUACCCGACCAACGACACUGCGCUCAUCAGUCAGAUAGGCCACCUCCUGCAGGAGGACCUGGAUGCCGUGAUCUCGCUGCACAACCUCGACGAGGAGUCCAAUAAGAAGCACCCGUUCCCUUGCCCCACCACCUAUCGCACGGCCCUGGAGCACUACCUGGACAUCACCAGCCCCCCCCGCACCAACGUGCUGUAUGAGCUGGCCCAGUACGCCUCCAACCCCAAAGAGCAGGAGCACAUGCGCAAAAUGGCCUCCUCUUCCCCGGAGGGAAAGGGUCUGUACCACAGCUGGGUUUUGGAGCCUCGCCGGAACAUUCUGGCCAUCCUGCAGGACCUGCCAUCUCUGCGCCCGCCCAUCGACCACCUGUGUGAGCUCCUGCCCCGCCUACAGUCCCGCUACUACUCCAUCGCCUCCUCCGCGAAGGUGCACCCUGACAGCAUUCACCUGUGUGCCGUGGUAGUGGAGUACCAGACCAGCACCAACCGGUUAAACCAGGGUGUGGCUACUACCUGGCUGAGGAACCGGCUGCCCACGGAGAACGGGCACAAGACCACGGUGCCCAUCUACAUCAGGAAGUCCCAGUUCCGCCUGCCCUUCAAGGCCAGCAGUCCUGUCAUCAUGAUCGGACCUGGGACUGGCAUCGCCCCCUUCAGGGGCUUCAUCCAGGAGCUGGCCUGGCUCAGGGAGCAAGGUCGGGAUGUGGGCGAGAGCAUUCUGUACUAUGGCUGUCGGCAUAGAAAUGAGGACUUCCUGUACCAGGAGGAACUGGAGGAGUUUCAGACGGCUGGGGUGCUCACACAGGUCAGCGUGGCCUUCUCCAGAGACCAGGAGGAGAAGGUGUAUGUGCAGCACCUGCUGAAGAAGGACCAGGAGCACCUUUGGAAGCUGAUCAACACGGAGAACGCACACAUCUACGUCUGUGGGGAUGCCAGGAACAUGGCGCGGGACGUGCAGAACACCUUCUACGACAUGGUGGAGCAGACGGGCGGAUUGGCUCGGCCCCAGGCCGUGGAGUAUGUGAAGAAGCUGAUGACCAAGGGACGCUACUCACAAGAUGUCUGGAGCUAAAUCACACCCUCAGACUGACCAACUCUCACAAUCUGUGCACAAUCUGUUCUGGAUUUGAGUGGACGGGUUUAUCGCUGCUGGUGUGAUAGCCUCAGGGAUGAACUGACUGUUGAGCGUAAUAUCUGGGUUAAGUUGGUCAGAGACCUAAGAUUGGAUGCUGUUAGUGCUUUUGCCUGACCUACAUAAUGACCGUCAACUGAUUUAAGAACACUUUCUGCUGUACCCAAACCACAACAAUACAAUAUCCUCCAUUCUAUUUUUUAGAGCUCAUACAAAAACUGCUGUAUUGAUGGAAAAUGAUUGUACAUAUUUGUUCUUGAGAAUGUGCCAAAUAUCUGCAGAGCAUAAAGCACUGGUCAUUCACCGCAGUGGGAGGGUGGUGUGACUGCACUGUGUGCUGGUGCAGGGUCAUCUGAAGGGACAGGUGUGACUGCAGUACAGUGAGCAGAUGCAUGCUGGGAAGAUUUAUAAUGUUAGUCAACAUAAGAUAAUGUUAUAGUGUUAUUUGUGGAGCACUUAAUCUAUUCCUACAGACCAUUCUGUUAACUGUCAAAUAAAAACCAACCUGAAUGAAUGGCCUGGAUUGCCCCAUGCACACAUUCUUCUUCUUCUUCUUCUUCUUCUUCUUCUUCUUCUUCUUCUUCUUCUUCUUCUUCUUAUUAUUAUUAUUAAAAAUAACAUAAAUUCUUUAUUACUAUUAUUAGUAUCGUCAUUAAUAUCGCCUUCUGACAAUAAAAAAAACAUGGAAUAAAA
Molecule: messenger RNA, 3036 nt
Organism: Conger conger (European conger)
Lineage: Eukaryota; Metazoa; Chordata; Actinopteri; Anguilliformes; Congridae
Product: NADPH--cytochrome P450 reductase-like
Exons: 16
Coding region: 241-2283 (680 amino acids)
Biological process (GO): response to hormone
Cellular component (GO): cytosol
Molecular function (GO): NADPH-hemoprotein reductase activity; FMN binding; flavin adenine dinucleotide binding
Source: RefSeq, a predicted model, not a curated record